AUGUCAUACUAUGAUAUUGACUCCAUAUUGACUGAUGCCCAGAAACUGCCCUGUACAUUCGAGCUCGAAGUACCUGGACUGGGCAUCUUGGAGGGCAAUCCUGGCGAGGAUAUCAAACCCGGAACCCGGAUCGAUCUGCCAUUAUGGCUGGGUGAAAUGCUCUCAAUUGGAGCACGACUGGGAACAUCCCGUCUGGUCACCCUCGACAUGCCCGAUGCCUUGUCGGAGCGGGUCAUGAAUGCGCUCAAAGCAGAACCCCGCACCGUUGACCUGCGCGCGCUGGCCGCGCACUUCUACAGUCUGAGUGAACGGGUUCUCGAAUUGUUUGAAGAGGAAGAAAUGGUGGAUGUCCUCAGCGAGACCUUCAAGCGACGAGCAGCAGAAAUUGCGGACCAGGCGCAUAAUCCGCGUGGUGCUGUGGGCGAGGGCGUUGAGUUCCUUCGGGGACUGGACGAAACCGAACGGCAAUUAUUCCGCGCCGCUCAUGACCGAGCGAAAGAAAUGCGGAUCUGGUCGGGCGAGGCGAAAAGAAAAUAA
Molecule: messenger RNA, 537 nt
Organism: Penicillium alfredii
Lineage: Eukaryota; Fungi; Ascomycota; Eurotiomycetes; Eurotiales; Aspergillaceae
Gene: psf3
Product: DNA replication protein PSF3
Exons: 6
Coding region: 1-537 (178 amino acids)
Biological process (GO): mitotic DNA replication initiation
Cellular component (GO): GINS complex
Source: RefSeq, a predicted model, not a curated record